Molecule: messenger RNA, 3383 nt
Organism: Archocentrus centrarchus (flier cichlid)
Lineage: Eukaryota; Metazoa; Chordata; Actinopteri; Cichliformes; Cichlidae
Gene: ophn1
Product: oligophrenin 1
Exons: 24
Coding region: 552-2858 (768 amino acids)
Biological process (GO): signal transduction
Cellular component (GO): cytoplasm
Molecular function (GO): GTPase activator activity; protein binding
Source: RefSeq, a predicted model, not a curated record
AUUACGCUUUGUUAUAUGCUUUUAGUAAGGAUGUGGUAUUGAGAUAUGUUUAUAAUAUCUAUUUUAGACGAACAUACCGACUAACCCAUAUUUGGUGGUUGUUAAAAGCGCGGUUUAACUUUAGUGUCUGAAAGCUUGUUUCAAACCUGAGUUUAAGUAAAACAGUGAGGUGUCAUUUAAGUGGGAAUUAUUUUGGAAUGGGACGCGCUCAAAGGGAUUAUCGCCGCUCUUCUAAUUACGACACUGUAAAGGAGGAAAAAUGGUAAAGAGGACCAGGAUACAAUUAAAUUGAAGCGUAAACAGCGCGCCGGAGGUUUAAAAGAGGGAACUGAGGGUAGACUGUGGCUAUCCGCUGUUUGGAUCACUUUAUCUUUAACCAGCCGCCGCCGCAGGCUCCCCCGGACACUAUGGUUUGCGGUCCUCUGAGCGGAGCGUGUGGAGUCGCCUCAACUGAGCAGAAAUGAGCGGUGUGAGGCACGGACGAGCGUAGGCAGCGCGUCUUUAAAGCGGACUCAGUGUUUCUAUUGUGUGAGAACUAAGCGGUGCACAAGAUGGGGCAUCCUCCUCUGGAGUUUAGCGAGUGCUAUCUGGACAGUCCCGAUUUCAGAGAGACUCUCAAGUGCUAUGAACUGGAGCUGGAGAGGACGAACAAAUUUCUCAAAGAAGUGAUUAAAGACGGGAACAGUGUGAUCACCGCAAUCAAGGGCUACUCUUUGGCAGUGCAGAAGUUUUCCCAUACUCUCAGUGUGUUCCAGUUCGACUUCAUCGGCGACUCGCUGACGGACGAUGAGAUUAACAUCGCUCAGUCAUUCCAGGAGUUUGCUGGACUUCUGCAGGAAGUGGAGCAUGACAGGAUGAUGCUGGUUCAGAAUGCAUCAGAUCUACUCAUCAAGCCCUUGGAGAAGUUCAGAAAGGAUCAAAUAGGAGUAACAAAAGAAAAGAGAAAGAAGUUUGAGAAAGAGAGUGAAAAAUAUUACUCCCAAUUAGACAAACACUUGAAUCUUUCUGCCAAGAAGAAAGAGACUCAGCUUCAAGAGGCUGAUGAACUCCUAGAAAAAGAGCGUGCAAACUUCUAUGAAUCAUCAGUGGAGUAUGUGUACCAGAUCCACCAGGUGCAGGACAGGAAGAAGUUCGAUGUGGUGGAACCAGUGCUAGCAUUUCUUCACAGCAUAUUAACUCUCAACAACCUGACAGUGGAGAUGACUCAGGACUUCAUGCCUUAUAAGCAGGAACUGCAGCUCAGCUUACAGAAUACAAGAAACCACUAUGAGAGCACUUGUGAGGAGUUGGGGGAGCUGAUGAACAGAAUGAAAGAGCCAUCCCAGAUCUAUAAAAUGCACAAUUUUCCAAUGGAGGGUUAUUUGUACUGCCAGGAGAAGUGGGCUCUGGGUGUGACGUGGGUCAAAUAUUAUUGUAAAUAUCAGAAAGAGGGGAGAGUGCUGGUCAUGGUACCUUGUGAACAGAAGCCUACAACUAAACAGGGACCGAUGCAGCUCACACUGAAAUCCUGCAUCCGCCGGAAGACGGAAUCUAUCGAUAAGCGCUUCUGCUUCGACGUGGAAACCAUUGAGAGAAACACACCAGUCACUUUCCAGGCUCUUUCGGAGGGAGACAGGAAGUUGUGGAUGGAGGCCAUGGAUGGAAAAGAGCCUAUUUAUCAUUCACCAAUUCACAAGCAAGCUGAAAUGGAACUGAAUGAAACCGGAUUCAAGUUUGUGCGAAAGUGCAUCAACUACAUUGAAACAAAAGGAGUUGCACAAGAGGGAGUGUACAGAACGGUUGGCAGUAACAUCCAAGUGCAGAAGCUCCUAAAUACCUUCUUUGAUCCUGCAAACCCAGGAGACGUAGAUCUCCACGACAGCGACUGGGAUGUUAAAACCGUCACAAGUGCUUUGAAGUUUUAUCUCAGGAGUUUGUCUGAACCUCUAAUGACCUACAGUCUGCACAGAGACCUCGUGUGCGCUGCAAAGUCAGAUAAUCUGGACUGUCGACUAAGUGAAAUCCAUUCACUUACCUACAAGCUGCCAGAGAAGAAUCGGGAAAUGCUGGAGAUGCUCAUCAAGCACUUGGUGAACGUGUGCAGCCACAACGAUGAAAACCUGAUGACUCCCUCAAACAUGGCGGUCAUCUUUGGACCCACGCUCAUGAGAGCAAAGGAGGAAACGGUGGCGGCCAUGCUGGAUAUCAAGUUCCAAAAUAUUGUGGUUGAGAUUCUGAUAGAGCACUGUAAAAAGAUCUUCAGUCAUAUGCCAGAGGACAGCUCGGCCCCACCUGUCCCUCCCCCACGAAUUAACCCAAGAAAACGGCAACCGAUCACAAUCUCCAAGCGACCAGCUCGUGUUUAUCAAGCGCUCAGUCACGAGCAUUACCAGCACACUGAGAAUGGCCAGAGCGACACUUCCACCAUGGAUGGGGAAACCCCAAUCAGCCCCACUCCCAUACAACGGACAAAGAGACAGGCAUUAAUACCCAGACCAGUUUCCAGGCAGUCAGACUCUGAUGCUUCUUUAUCAGCGAAUGGGGUGCCUGGAAUCUAUGUGAGCAGGGUGUCAUCCUUUCAGGGCAAAAAAAUACCUUCAAAGGGUGCAGCCAUUAAAGAAGGAGAUUCUGAUGGUCUGACCAGAACAAGGUCCACAGAGAAACAUUCGAUUUGUAGACCCCCUGUUAGGCCUCCUGAGCCACCUUCCAGAUGCCCCGCUCCACAAAAGCCCCCAAGUGCAGCAGGCAGUGAAGGCACACCUACAUCCUAUGUUGCAUCUAAAACAAAGUUUUUUGAAAAUGCCUCCAGGCAAGUUGGCAGUCCAACGGGUUCAUCCCCAUCAGUGGUAACGAGUGUAAAAAAAGAGGAAUUAAAGUGAAGACGACAUGGGUGAUAUCAUAUGACCUUUGGGCACGCAUCAGGCUGGAGGGAGUCCCCACUAAUGAACUUAAAUCGAUCUAGACUGUGUAAAACGACUGAGGAAGUAGCUACUCAAUUGAAUUAUUUGGUUCUGUUUGAUUUUUAUUGUGUAAGAAUCGUGUUGUGAAGUGAAGCUGUGGCAAACUGACUUUUCAAGGAGCUUGCAAAGUUACUGGCUCUGGGUUUGAUUAGCAUUCCAAAGUUAGGCUGGAGUAAAAGUAAUUUUCCCUCAUUUCCCCCAUUUUUCUGUUUUUUUUUUUUUUAAAACAAAAUCUGAAGAUUUAGUCCUUUUACUGUUUUUAAUAGUUUCAUUUAGUUGUGAUUGGCUGUAUUUGUAGGCGGUUAACUGCAGUACUGGUUAUAACUUGUCUGCAUCGCUAACAUGAAUGUCCCAAAGAAGACUAAUUAAUUAAAAACUGUGAAAUUUACUCUGUUCGUUUUCGUGGACCGUGUAUUACAAUUGACACAAAAAAAAAAAAAAAAA